AUGGCUACUUCUCUGAGCACCACGAACAGCGCUCCUCACAGCCGCCGUGCCAGCCGCAUCAGUCGCAGCCGGCCCAACAGCCGUCCGCACAGUCGUCGCCAGUCGGUCAUCACCAAAACCACCACCGACGACGGCGCGCGGUCCCUCAUCCAGGAUGAGACUCGUCGCACAGACAAUCUGAAGGACCGCUUUAUUGGUGCCAUUGACCAGGGCACCACCAGCACCAGGUUCAUUGUCUUUGACGGCACUGGUCUUCCCAUUGCCUCGUACCAGUCUGAAUUCCGCCAGAUUCACGAGCACUCAGGAUGGCACGAGCACGACCCCAAAGAACUUGUUGCCUCGGUCGAGAAGUGCAUUGAUGAAACCAUGAAGACCUUCCUAGCCCUCGGCCACUCGAGAUCCGAUAUUUCAACCAUCGGCAUCACCAACCAGCGUGAAACCGCUGUCGUGUGGGACUGGGAAACCGGGGAGCCCCUCCACAACGCCAUCGCCUGGCCCGAUACCCGUACCAAAGGCAUGGUACGAGAGCUGAGGAACAAGGAGGGCGCUGACGGCCUCGACAAGAUCUGCGGUCUGCCCCUGUCCACCUAUCCGUCAUCUGUCACCCUCAUGUGGCUGCUCCGACACCGCCCCGAGGUCAAGAAAGCCUACGACGAGGGCCGCCUCGCUUUCGGCACCGUGGACUCGUGGCUGCUGUAUAAUCUCAACGGAGGCGUCAAGAACAAGGUCUUCGUCACCGACGUCACCAAUGCCUCCCGUACCAUGUUCAUGAACUUGCAUGACCUCAAGUACGACGACAAACUAUUGGAAUUCUUCGGCUUGGACCAGACCAAGAUCAGGCUCCCCAAGAUUGUCCCGUCAGCCGACCCCAAAGAGUUUGGAAAGUUAUACCGCGGUCCUUUGGCGGGGACCACCAUCACUAGCUGUCUCGGAGAUCAGUCUGCUGCCCUCGUGGGCCACUGUGCCUUUGAGCCCGGCCAUGCCAAGAACACCUACGGAACCGGUUGCUUUUUGCUUUACAAUGUCGGAGAGAAGCCAGUCAUUUCACAGCACGGACUGCUCGCCACGGUGGCCUACCAGCUGGGAACCGAUAGGAAACCAGUGUACGCGCUCGAAGGCAGUAUUGCCGUGGCUGGAAGUGGUGUCUCCUUCCUGAUGAACAACAUGGGUUUUUUCCGAGAUUCGAAAAAGGUCAGCGAGGUCGCCGAAACUGUGCCAGACAACGGCGGUUGCGUUUUCGUCACUGCCUUCAGUGGUCUUUUCGCACCAUACUGGAUUGAUGACGCCAAGGGAACAAUCUUUGGUAUCACCCAGCACACACAAAGGGGCCAUAUUGCCCGCGCCACAUUGGAAGCCGCUUGCUUCCAAACCAAGGCGAUUUUGGAUGCAAUGGCCAAGGAUAGUGGGCACAAGCUGGCCGAUCUUGCCGUGGACGGUGGAAUGAGUAAUUCGGACAUUUGCAUGCAGUCUCAAGCCGAUAUCAUUCAGAUCCCGCUAGAGCGCCCAUCGAUGCACGAGACCACGGCUCUUGGAGCUGCUAUUGCUGCUGGAUUCGCCAGCGGAAUUUGGUCGACAUAUGAGGAACUGCGACACAUGAACCGGGCCAACCGGGCCGUGUUCCGGCCGUACUUGGACGUCCAGGAGAGCUCUUUGAUGUACAAGCAAUGGACCAAGGCAGUGGAAAUGUGUCGCGGCUGGUUGGAUGCGAGUGAAAUCGGAAUGGAGGAAGAUGAUGAAGAUGAUGAAGACGAAGAAGAAAGCGAAGACGAAGACGAAGAAGUUGGACGCGUCGGCGGACCUUCUAUCGUUCUUUCGCCGGCUGAGCAAAGCUCAGUCUCGCGUGCUGUUUCCGAUAUGGCGAUUAUCGAGGACAGCGACGAUGAAGUUGCUAUCAGCUCGGGUUCCGAGUGA
Talaromyces rugulosus is the source of this 1911-nucleotide messenger RNA. RefSeq lists its product as uncharacterized. Gene Ontology annotation, biological process: triglyceride metabolic process; glycerol metabolic process; glycerol-3-phosphate biosynthetic process. Gene Ontology annotation, cellular component: mitochondrion. The record is from RefSeq and is a predicted model, not a curated record. NCBI's taxonomy places the organism in Eukaryota, Fungi, Ascomycota, Eurotiomycetes, Eurotiales, Trichocomaceae. Gene Ontology annotation, molecular function: glycerol kinase activity. The coding region runs from base 1 to 1911 and encodes 636 amino acids. The transcript is spliced from 4 exons.